AUGUCUCGCAAAGGCAAAAACACCAUCGAACAAGAAGAAGAUCAAGAGCAACAAGUCUUGCGGCGCGUGAAGCCAGAGCGCGUCAAUGCCAACGACAACGACAACGACCACCCCACGGAGGAGCAAAACUCCUCAAUCCGCCGAAUCAUCCGCUCCGAGUUUCUCAAACUCAAGUCUCUCAUCAACGAGAAGAAAGACGAUUUGUUAAACGUCGAUUCGGACAAAUUCGAUUCGAUUCUGAGCAAGUUUGAUAAGUUACAUGAUCAAGUUAAGAAGCCUCGAGAACAAGUUGCAGACGCCGAGGCGCUUCUCGAUUUAACUCGCACUUUGGUUGGAUCUGUUAAGUCUCUCGUGAACGAAGGUGUUACUCCUUCCCAGUUUGUUUCUUCGUUGAUUCAACGCUAUGCUCCUUCGCCAAACAGUUCUAUUGAUUGGUCAAAACUCGGAACUUCUGUUUCGUCCAUUUUUCUCACUGUUCAUGGAUCUUCCACCAUGCUUGGUCCUAUGGAAAGUCAGUUGAAACAGCGCAAAACAAUAGUGUCGAGGAAGCGAACGCCUCGUUCAGCUACAACUGAUAGGCCCGAACAGCUGAAUGAUGCUGUUGAAGGGGAAAAAACUGAUACUGACAAAAACAUGUCAACCAUGUUUAACUUAUUGAGGGAAAAUAAAAAGGUGCAGCUUGAAUACUUAAUUUUGAAUAGAUUUUCGUUUGCUCAGACAGUGGAGAAUUUGUUUGCCCUUUCUUUCUUAGUGAAAGAUGGUCGUGCUGAGAUCAAUAUGGACAAAAACCAUUCACACUAUGUUUCGCCAAAAAAUGCUCCGGCUGCUAAUGCUGUAAUGUCAAAAGAAGUUUCUUAUACUCAUUUUGUCUUCAGAUAUGAUUACAAUGACUGGAAGAUAAUGAAGGAUCUUGUGCCAGAUGGCAAAGAGCUAAUGCCACAUAGGGUUCAACACAGCACUGUGGAUAGCUCACAGGCAGAAAUGAAUGGUGACAAUUCCGCCCAAGCUUUGCCUGUUACCCCUAUUAGGAAGAUAUCCCGGAACCGAGGGCGGGUUUUGCAGGAGGAAAGUGUUGUUGAAGAAUCUCCCGAAUGUGAUGAUGAAGAUGCUUCUAGAGAGGCUGCAAUUCGAAGGUGUAAGCGGAAACUCCACUAA
Messenger RNA from Vicia faba (fava bean), 1155 nucleotides. NCBI's taxonomy places the organism in Eukaryota, Viridiplantae, Streptophyta, Magnoliopsida, Fabales, Fabaceae. The record is from the annotation of a GenBank genome assembly.